AUGGCCUCGCUCGUGGACAACAUGGACGGCCUCGCCGUCGCGGACGCCGUGGUCGUCGCCGGCGGCGUCUCCGGCACGGUCGCCGGGACGAGCGCGGAGCACAUGAUGAACCCCGGCACGCUCGAGAUCGAGGUGAUCCAGGGCCGCGACCUCGUCAUCAAGGACCGGGGCACCUUCCGGUCGAACAAGUCGGACCCGUUCUGCGUCGUCGCCGUCGACGGCGCCAAGGUCGGCAAGACGAAGACCGUCGACCGGAACCUGAGCCCCGUCUGGAACUUCUCGACGGCCGCCAAGGUGAAGCGCGGCGCGCAGAAGCGGCUCGUCGUCAACUGCUUCGACAAGGACAAGCUGUCGAGCUCCGACCCCAUGGGCACCGUGGUCAUCGAGGUCCUCGAGGCGCUCCGAGGCGCGGACGUCGCGACGCGCGUUCGUCGGUGGUACGACGUGGAAAACUGCGAGGGCUGCGACAACGCCCGGGGCCAGAUCGAGAUCGCCUUCGCCUGGAAGCCCAAGACCGUCAUCGCCCUGGAGAAGGGCACGCCCUUCCGCGUCGAGCACCCGGAGCAGGCGCUCUUCGUCGGCCUGGGGUGGACGGGCGCGUGCGGCGCCAAGGUCGACCUCGACGCGUCGUGCGUCUUCUUCGACGACCAGGGCGCCGUCGUCGACGCGCUCUACUUCGGGAACACGCAGUGCUUCGACGGCGCGGCGCUGCACAGCGGCGACGCGCUGACGGGCGACGAGGCCGCCGCGGAGGAGGACGCGGACGAGCGCAUCGAGCUCCGCCUGGCGAAGCUCCCCCGGGCCGUCGCGUCCAUGCUCUUCGUCGUCACGGCCUACGCGGAGAAGAGCUCCUUCGUGGACAUGAAGUCGGCCUUCGUCGGCCUCUUCGACCCCGUCGAGGGCGAGAUGUGCCGCUACGCCUUCGACUGCCGCGGCGACCACACGGGCCUCGUCAUGUGCCGCGUCGCGCGGAGCGGCCCGGCCUGGGUGCUCAACGCCAUCGGCGACGUCGCGGCGGGGCCCCGCGACUACGGCACGUGGGUGCCCGAGCUCAAGGCCUACCUCUCGGACCUCGUGUCGCACGUCCGCGUCGGCGACCCGAACGACCGCGUCGCCAUCAUGCACAAGGGCUCCGUCGUGGACCUGUCGUACUACCAGGCGGGGCCCCUCGCGGAGGUGCGCAUGGGCGUCGCCUGGGACAUCACGGGCGGCCGCAGCAUCGACCUCGACGCGUCGUGCCUGCUGCUCAAGGCCGGCUGCUCGGAGGCGACGACGGAGAUCGUGUCCUACCAGAAGCUGUCGUCGAGCGACGGCCGCGUGCGCCACUCGGGCGACGACACGACGGGCGACGGCGGCGGCGACGACGAGGUCAUCACGGUCGAGCUCGACAAGCUCGCGCCCGACGUGCGGUACGUCGCCUUCGUCGUCAACUCCUACAGCGGCCAGCCCUUCUCCCAGGUCGACAACGUGUCCUGCCACCUCUUCCUGCCCCCGAGCCGGGCCCGGCCCAAGCCCCAGGAUCUGGCGAUCUUCAACCUGUCGUCGAAGACGUACCACACGACGGCGCUCGUCAUGACCAUCCUGGAGCGGUCGACGAGGCCCGACGGCAGCCCGACGUGGCUCAUGCGCGCCGUCGGCGAGGGCACCGAGGCCAAGGUCGCGAAGCAGUGCCUCGACGAGAUCCAGCUCGUGCGCGGCGAGCGCGUCGCCGCGUCGGCGCUCAUCGAGCUCGAGUUCUGGCUCAAGCACGACGCCGCGGACCUCGCGGCCUUCCACGACGACCUCGUGGAGCGGUCGACGCCCGGCUCCGCGAAAUACUCCGACUGGCUCUCGAAGGAGGAGGUCCGCGCCAUGCUGGCCCCGUCGCGCGAGGCCCUCGACGCCGUCCUCGACUACGUCGUCCACGACCUCGGCGCCGCCGACGUCCACGUCGACGACUUCAAGUCCGUCGUCUCCGUCGCGGUGCCCGCCGGGGCCGUCGAGCGCGCGCUCGACACGAAGCUCUACGCGCACGCGCACGUCGACUACGCCCACGUCGAGGUGAUCCGCGUCGGCGAGGCCUACUCCCUGCCCGCCGCCGUCGCGGCGCACGUGUCCCUCGUCUCGGAGCUCGUGCGCUUCCCGCGGCUCCGCCGGUCGGACCUCGUCGCCGCGGCCGUCGACGCCGCGCCGAACGCGACGGGCGCCUGGGCCAAGUGCGGCGCGAAGAACAGCGCCUACACGAACCCCUACGUCCUCGCGGAGCGCUACGGCUUCGAGUUCCCGCUGACGGACGCCGCGGACGGCAACUCCAUGGCCGUCGCGGAGUUCCAGGGCCAGUACUGGGACCCGAAGGAUCUCGGCGCCUUCUCGACGGCCUGCGGCCUGCCGAGCGCCAUCUCCGUGUCCAAGACCGUCGGCGGCAACGUGCCCCUCCUCUGCGAGGGCCUCGGCCAGGGCUGCGUCGAGUCGCUCCUGGACAUCGAGUACGCGGGCAGUAUCGCCGGCGCGAUCCCGCUCGAGGUCUACUACUCGGGCACCUACUCGCUCCUCGCCUGGGCGAACAAGCUCGGCGACGCCACGCCGGCGCCCCUCGUCAACUCCGUGUCCUACGGCAACGACGAGGCGCAGCAGACGGGCUCCGCGCUGUGCUCCGCGUACAUGGAGUCCGUGAACGCGGCGUUCAUGAAGGUCUCCAACGCGGGCGGGAAACGGGUGGUCUCCAACACGGGCGUGUCCAUCCUCUUCGCCGCGGGCGACCAGGGCGUCUGGGGCCGCGAGGGCCCGGGCCUCAAGUACCACCCCGACUUCCCCGCCGCGUCGCCCUACGUGACGGCCGUCGGCGGCACGGACUUCGCGACGAAGUCGGUCAUCGGCGACGAGACGACGUGGAACGACGGCGGCUCGGGCUUCUCCAACGAGUUCGCCCAGCCCGCCUGGCAGGCCGACGACGUGGCCGCCUACCUCAAGUCGGCGACGGGGCUGCCCAAGGCGCGCAUGUACAACGCCACGGGCCGCGCGUACCCCGACGUCGCCGCGCUCGCGGGCCUCGUGAACCCGUACCUCGUCGCGCUCUCCGGCGGCAAGUCCUUCGCGGGCGUCGGCGGCACGUCCGCCGCGUCGCCGACGGUCGCGGCCAUGAUCGCCCAGGUCAACAACAACCGCCUCAAGGCCGGCAAGAAGUCCAUGGGCUGGCUCAACCCCUUCCUCUACAAGACGGGCGAGGCCGCGUUCCACGACGUCACCACGGGCAAGACGAGCGGCGGCUUCACGGGCGGCUUCCCCGCGGCACCGGGCUGGGACGCGGCGACGGGCUUCGGCACCGUCGACUUCAAGAAGCUCAACGCGGCCGCGCUCGCCGCCUAG
Molecule: messenger RNA, 3345 nt
Organism: Aureococcus anophagefferens
Lineage: Eukaryota; Pelagophyceae; Pelagomonadales; Pelagomonadaceae
Exons: 5
Coding region: 1-3345 (1114 amino acids)
Biological process (GO): central nervous system development; proteolysis
Molecular function (GO): tripeptidyl-peptidase activity; serine-type endopeptidase activity
Source: RefSeq, a predicted model, not a curated record